AUGGAAGACCAGACAGAAAAUAAAAAUGAAGAAAAUCUAAAAAUCUCAAAGAUCCUUUAUGAAAACUCCGUAUACGUUGGAGAGGUCAGAAACGGAAAACGUCACGGCAAAGGCACUAUCUCCUUCCGGGACGGAAGGAGAUAUGAAGGCCUUUGGGAGAACGACCUCCGCACCGGCUACGGAGUCAAGAAAUAUUUGAAUGGAGAUCACUAUGUAGGCCAUUUCCAUGAGGGCAAAGCCCAUGGAAAAGGCAUAUACACAUGGAAAAAUUCAGAUAUCUAUGAUGGCGAGUGGAAGCACGGCGUUAAAGAAGGCAACGGCAUGUGGAAAGGCAUUAAUAACGAAUCAUACAUAGGCGAGUGGAAGAACUCCAAAGCCGAUGGCUAUGGAGUUCAAGUCUGGGCUAGUGGUGACCGAUAUGAAGGAGAAUGGACCAAAGGCCUUAGAAACGGCAAUGGGACUAUGCUCUUUGCCAAUGGAGAUAUUUACAUAGGGGAUCAUAAGUUGGGAAAAAUGCAUGGAGAAGGCCAAUAUUUAUGGAGCAAUGGAAGUGUUUACAUCGGACAGUUCAAAGAUGGAUUUAAACAUGGAAAAGGUAAAUGGAAAAAGGACAAGAAAGACCAGAACUGCAACCAAUACGAGGGAGACUAUGAAAACGAUCUUAAAAAUGGAUUUGGACAUUAUAAGUGGAAAUCAGGCAAUGAAUAUAAAGGGAAAUACAGAAAUAACCUGCGCCAUGGCUUAGGAGAAAUGUUCUGGACGGAUGGAUCAAACUACAAAGGAAUGUGGCAUAAAGGAAUCCAGCAUGGCAAAGGAAGGAUGGAAUUUCCAGAUGGUAUCGUCAAGGAAGGGAUUUUCCAAAAUAAUAUCUUCCAAAGACCAGCCUACAGUAAAAUGGACCCAUCAAAUGGCAAGCCUAUGAAAAACUCUCAUUAUUCUUCCCUAGAUCGACUAGCCAACACUACAGCAGCAACUUUCGACUCUCAAAAUAGAACCAAAUAUGGUGCAAACUCGAACAAAAUUAUUCAAAAAUAAUGCCUUCAAAUCACUUAAAUUAGGCAAGAAUAAAAAUUAUCAAGAUUCCCGUUGGAAGAGAACAACACAGUACAAACAGAAGGAAGAUACAGAGAAGCUGCAGUUGAUCUCAGAGUACGAUCUGAGCAAUGGGUCUACUAGCCUUUGUAGGGAAAGACUCUCAAUAGAGGAAACAAACUUCAAUACUUACUAUGGCAUUGGACCAGCCCAUCCUUAUAAUAGUAGAAAGCAGGUUGUGUCUAGUAUUUCUACUCUUAGAAACAAGGCUAACUUUACCGUAGCCCGGGCUGAUGCUAUCUCUCAACCCAGAAAAUCAGGGGUUAGUUUGAGAAAAUAAGGGCAGAACAAUGAAAAGAAAACCCAAGCAAGGUCUUAUUGAUAGGACUUUGAACAAAUCACAAAAUAUAUAUGCUCCUAACAAAACUUCAAGCUUUGUGGUGAAUAAUAACCGUAAUAGGUCCAAAGAUUUGCCUAAGCCUCUUGGUUCAAAAAAUGAUAUCAGAAUCAUUAAAAAUCUGUCAAAAUUACUAAAGUCCACCCAGAUUCGUAUCCGGAAGGAUAAGAAUCGUACAAAGGCUCUGAAAUCCUUUACAAGUUCGAAAAUUCAGAUCCAAAAUGCCUUCAAAGACUAAAUUAGACUAGAACAAUUCUAAAAUCUUAAGUUUCA
This is a messenger RNA of Moneuplotes crassus, 1702 nucleotides long. Lineage: Eukaryota; Ciliophora; Spirotrichea; Euplotida; Euplotidae. The record is from the annotation of a GenBank genome assembly.